Molecule: messenger RNA, 590 nt
Organism: Sinocyclocheilus rhinocerous
Lineage: Eukaryota; Metazoa; Chordata; Actinopteri; Cypriniformes; Cyprinidae
Product: heat shock protein 75 kDa, mitochondrial-like
Exons: 4
Coding region: 123-590 (155 amino acids)
Biological process (GO): protein folding
Molecular function (GO): ATP hydrolysis activity; ATP-dependent protein folding chaperone; ATP binding
Source: RefSeq, a predicted model, not a curated record
UCCUUUCACUCACCGUACGCCGGUCACGCCGCAGUUUCCAGUCUUCUGUUGGUCAAAAAAAAGAAAAGAAAAGAAAAAAGUCUUCUGUUGGUCAAACUACAGCAGCAGCAGCAGAAGCAGAUAUGAUACGGUCAUUAAGUUUACUCAAAUACUCUCUGAAUGUCUCUCAGAGGGCUCAUAUCAGUCUGUUGUCAUCCAGCAGAGGAGUCGGGAAAAGAAUAACGUUAGUCUCUGCCACAUUCACUGGAGCAGUUCACACUAAUGUCAGACAGCACCUUCCUCACACCAGAGCUGCCAGACUCUGGAGCUCCAGCUGUGCUGCUGGGGUCAGUGUGGCUCAUCGCAGAUACAGCACACAACAGGCUGAGAGCACAGAGGAGGAGACGCUCCACACAAUCAUCAGUGACACCGAGAACGUUCAAGGAUCUUACUCCAAACACGAGUUUCAAGCAGAGACGAAGAAACUGCUGGAUAUUGUGGCCAGAUCGCUGUAUUCUGAGAAAGAGGUGUUCAUCAGAGAGCUGAUCUCAAACGGCAGUGAUGCUCUGGAGAAACUGCGGCACAAGAUGAUCAUAUGGGGAUGUCAAUGA